AUGCGAACAUGGCGGCGUCGAGGAGAGAGAGUGAGGGGGACGGGAGCGCGCAGCGGGAGUGCCUCGAGGCGGCUUAGCAAGAGAGCGGAGGGAGUGGACGGAGGUGGGCGGCGGAGACGUGCUGCAGGCGAGCGUGUCCGUGGCUGUCUGAUGGCGACCAGUGCGAUCUGCUGCACCGCGAGACACUUGACACUACUGAGAGACUCGAGACUCUCUCCCGUUGACCCGUUGAAAACUGUGUCCAUCCCGGCAUCGCCCUCCGCUCGCCCAAUCGGCUGUCUCCCCCGCCCGAUCCCGAUCCCGUCGCCGCCGCCGCCCGGCCUCCCGCCAUCGAUCCACCACGCCGCCUCCCCCAGCCCUGCGACCUGCGCGACUCUGCGCGCCCGCUCCCAGCUUCCAUCUUAUCGCAACACAUCGCACACGUCCCCCUCCCUCUCUCCAAACUCGUUUUCGGCCCUCGAUUACCCGCGUCCCCGCCUCCCUCGUGAUUCCCUCGCCCGCCGGCCCCCUUCCCGCCUUGCAUCGCAUGAUCGACCCGGCGCAGCACCCUCGCGGCGUCAUGAAUCAGAACCCAUCUCGUCCCCGCUCCGGUGGUCCCGCUCCGCCCGUGCGCUCCGCGUGGCUCCAGCGCCCCCGCUAUCAAAUCAUCAUCAGUGCAUCGUUGCAUCAUCAUCUCGGUCCCGUCACCGUCUUCUCCCAGCUUCCAUCGCUCGUUUCGCAUUUCAUAACUGUCGCAAUCCGCCUUUGCCCAGCGGCCCUCUUAUCUCCCGCACGCCCCGCACACCCCGCCCGCCUCCGCCACCCCGCGCGCGCACCCUGCCCUACGCUCUCGCACCCCCACAUCGCGCCCAUCGCGCCCACAACCCACGACCCAACCCGCCCACCGCCGACCAAACACGUCCUCGACGACCCCGACCCCGCCCAUCCGCUUCGCCCCGCCCGAGGCCGCCCGUGCCAGCACCACUCCAGCACCACUCACCAGUCACCCGCCCCGCGUCAUCACCCCAUAGCUCCCCGCCCGCCCGGCAUCCUCACACCAGCUGA
Molecule: messenger RNA, 1044 nt
Organism: Heterobasidion irregulare TC 32-1
Lineage: Eukaryota; Fungi; Basidiomycota; Agaricomycetes; Russulales; Bondarzewiaceae
Exons: 1
Coding region: 1-1044 (347 amino acids)
Source: RefSeq, a predicted model, not a curated record